AUGGCCUCCCUACCGGUCGGAUAUAUGAUGCAGACAUAUUCAACCAUGGCUUAUUUGCGGAAGGCAGUGGAUGAGAUCCAAAAGUUUUACGUGCAAGAGAAGAGUCACAACCAGUGGCUUGUCGUUCGGGGGCUGUCGGAGAAUGCUACUCAACAGCUGGACAAGGAUGGAUUCAAUCUUGGGGUAAAAUUCCGGUUCCAAUGGGAGAGCACAACAGGUCUUAUCAAAGUCGUUCCUAAUGAGCCCCACGACACUGUCACUCGGCGAACCCAGCUUACAAUCCACAACGCAAUGCUUGGUAUGGGAAUGAGAUGGCAGUCUUCCCAGUGGAUGGGAACUACUACAUAUGGCCCAGCUAUUGGAAAAGGUAAACAAGCUGACGAUGCAUUCGUACCGCCACCACGAUGUAAGCCGCAAGUGAUGAAAACGGGAUGGCCGACCCUUGUUAUUGAAACAGGGGAUUCUGAGGGAAUCUCACAGCUCAGAGGUGACGCGGCAAAGUGGUUCGCCGACUCUCAUGGGGAAGUCAGGAUUGUCCUCAUCAUCAGCAUUAAGGCCAAGUGGAUCGACAUUGAAAAGUGGCAGCUGGCUCCCACAAACUCCCCUCAACCAUUGACAGAAGCAGCUGUGGAGAAUCUUUGUGCCCAGACUCCGAACAUACCACCAUUGACAACCCAACUACCACUCAAUCAACAGUCCUAUUGCGCACAAGAAGUUCGAGUUGCUGAGAACGGGAUUUCAGGCACGCCAUUGAUCCUCCCCUUCGAGGCCCUAUAUGACAGGGUCCCGGCAAAUACCAUAGAGAGCGAUGUGAUUAUCUCCGAACAAGACCUGAUCGAUAUCACCGAACUGUACUGGUGA
Penicillium taxi is the source of this 861-nucleotide messenger RNA. RefSeq lists its product as uncharacterized. Lineage: Eukaryota; Fungi; Ascomycota; Eurotiomycetes; Eurotiales; Aspergillaceae. The transcript has a single exon. Bases 1 to 861 code for a protein of 286 amino acids. The record is from RefSeq and is a predicted model, not a curated record.